AUGGAGAGCCCAGACAACAACGCGACGCCCUCGCCCUCGGCCGCAGAGUCGCGCCGCCGCUCCGGACGCGUCGUGAGGGCCCCGCGCAAGUUUACGGAGGAGGUCCAGAACGACUCGACGUCGCGGCGCAAGAGAGGCCGCGACGACAACGACGACGACGACGAUGACGCGGAGAACCAGGAGCCCGACGACGCCUCUGCCGACGAGCAAUUGAGCGACGAGGCAUCCGACGAGGACGACCAGAGCGACACAAACGACCUAGCUCCCAAACAGCGCAAGUCCAAGCCCAGGCCCAAGAAGCCCGCCGCCAAGAGGCCGAAGGUCAAUGGAAGCGCCCCAGCUACUGCUUCCGCAUCACAAGCGCCUGCUGUGAGACUGCCGAACCGGCCCAAGAAGACGGUGCGCGUUGCGAUCGCGCGGCGGGAGGGCGAUGGCCUCUACGCUGACAUCUUUGGCUCGGGCGACUCGUCCGACGACGUUGCCGCACAUUGGUUCCAGCGUUAUCAGGAGAACGACGCCCUUGCUCUGACCGACUUGAUCAACUGCGUGCUCCUCGCCACCGGUUGCGACCAGCAUCUGACCGAGGACGACAUCCGGGACCCGGAGAACUCGGCCAACAAGCUGUCGGAGCUAGAGGAGGCUUUCGAGCAGACGAGCAUCUCGGAGUACCCCCUCAUAUCAAGAGCAAAGAGCAGCAAGAACUUCCGUGAGCUGCUUAUUGGAUUUUUUGAGUCGCUCGUCAGUCUCUUGCACCAGACAGACACCCUGUACAAGGAUGAAGAGCUCCUCGACAACAUCCAGCGAUGGGUGGGCAUCAUGUCUUCAUCGGCCCUGCGCCCCUUCCGGCAUACGGCCACCACCGUCGGCCUCUCGCUGCUUACCUCCAUGAUUGUCGUGACCAGGCAGCUGGACGACCGAAUCACCAAGUCAAGCUCAGCCCUGCAAGCCGAGUCAGGCCGACGUGGCAAGAACAAAGGGCUCGUCGCGCAGACGCAGAAGGCCCUCGACACUGCCACCCAGAACCGCCAGGUGAUUGAUGACAAGGUCAAGGACUUCUUCAACAUCAUCUUCGUCCAUCGUUACCGAGACAUCGACGCCAAGAUCCGUGCCGAGUGCAUACAGGCCCUGGGCAACUGGAUCUGUGCUCUCCCAACGGUCUACAUGGCCCCAGAGUACCUUCGAUAUCUAGGAUGGCUGCUUUCCGAUGUCGCGCCUACCACGCGCUUGGAAGUGCUGAAGCAGCUGGCCAGGGUGCUGAAACGUGACGCCGAGAAGUUGGCUCAUUUCAUUGACAGGUUUAGACCUCGCCUGGUCGAGAUGGCCACAAAAGACAACGAUGCCUCCGUGCGCGUUGCUGCGAUUGGCGUCGUCGACGUCCUGCGCGCUUCCGGCAUGCUCGAACCGGAAGAAGUGGAUUCCAUCUGCAAGCUGCUGUUCGAGAACGAGGCCAGAGUGCGCAAGGCAGUCGUUCCCUUCUUCGUUGAGUUGAUCCAGGAAGUCAUUGUCAACAAGAUCGACGACAUUGGCGGCAACGAUGCCAUCGAGGAGGUUUUCGGCAACGAGGAGGAGGAAGACUACGACUCUCUGCGUAAGGACUGGAUCAACAUCAAAGCAUUGGCCGAGAACUUGGCAGUCUACAACGCCCAAUUGGACCAGGAGCAGGACGAAAUCAGACAUGGACUUGACGUGGCUGCCGACGUGGUGAACGCCAACCUCCCAGAGACGCGGAUUGCUCUGGCCACAUCCUCCCUCUACGAGAAGAUGCCGGAGGUGAGCAAUUGGCAGGUACUUGCCGGCUACCUCUUGUUUGACCACACCACAAGCUCCAAAUCUAGAUCCAAGUCCAAGACCAACUCGAUAGAGGCAGCUACUCGCAAGGCCGUCGCCCCAACGUCAGAGGAGGAGGCGAUCCUGCUCGAGGUUCUGGCUACUGCUGUGAAGGAAACCCUGACUCAGGGGGCUGGCGAGCAUGACAGGUCAAAGAAGCGUAUUGCAAGAGACGCCGAUACGCAGGAGGAAGUCGGCACGCGGCUGGCCGAUAUUAUUCCUAAGCUUCUGAACAAAUAUGGCUCGGAUCCCCACGUUGCAAGCAUCAUACUACGGCUGGAGCAUUUCCUGGAUCUUGACCUCUUCCAACAACUACGCCAGAAAUCAGCAACGUAUGACAAACUUCUUGAUGCCAUUACGACGCAGUUCAACCGUCACGUUGACCAGGCAGUCCUCAAUGAGGCCACAGCUGCUCUCCUGCACGCCCGGCAGUACGAAGAGCUCGAAGAGCUUGUGGACAGAAAACUGUCGGUCCUCUGGGAUAACAGCGUCAACAACCUACGAGGUUUCGAGAAGACGUGCGAGCUCUCCGUCCGUGGAAACCUCGACCGAGCUGCGCUGGCCGAGCUUGCGAACGUCCUGAAGAAGAUGAGCAAGCUGACGAGCAUCUCGGACUGCGUCGACGUCCUCGAGGCACCCGGCACGGCCAAGGACUUCAACGACCCUCCCAUCAAGAUGCUAACGGGCAUCGUGCACAGGGGUUUGCUCACCGAAUCGGAUGGCGACCUUGACGACCCAGAAGAUGAGGUGGUGGCUUUCGCUAUCAAGUGCUGUCUGCUGUACUUUAUGUGGAAAGUUCGAAGACUGCAAGCCAGCAUAGAAAACGAAGAAAACAUUGCGAACGCCGAAGUCGACCAACUGGUCAUGCUUCGUAAGGAGUUUGUGAAGAACCUGAUCCACACCCUAUCGUCACGUGGCUUCAAUGACGAUCUGCGGCUCUCGGCCACGGGCAGUGCGUGCGACGCCUGUGGUUUGUUUGUAUUCCUGCGACCGCAUGUCCACGGACCGCAAGCGGCCAAGUACGGAAAGCUGAGGCCCCUGCUCGAGGAACUGCCGCCCGCUCUCAUCCCGGCCGAGAUCAUCCCCAUCUUCGACGCAGCCGAAGGCGCAUAUGCAAAGCGGGCCAAGAAGACGCUCAACGAUCCGGACGAUGACGACGACCCAGUCGACGAUGAGUUGCCUCCGGAGGACGACGAGGACGAGGAACUUACGGACCUGGAACGGCAAGCAGCAGAAUUGAAGGCCGAGAAGAUCUUGUGUGACCUGACUGGCAAGCUUGUUCUGGGUAUCCUGGCCAAGGUGAUUGAUGCCUCGGGUCCUCACGCAGGCAAACUGCGUCGGCGUCUCAACCGCAACAAGGCGAAGCUGGGACCGAACUACAAGGAAGUCGUCGCCUUCCUCGACGACGAUCAUCUCAGGGAGCUGCGGGGAGAGGGCAAGAAGAAGGGCGCAGCCAAGAGAAAGGAAGCCGACAAGGCGCCAGCGAAGAGCGCAGAGAUCGUGGUCGAUGACGAUGACGAGGAAGACCCUUUCGCCGAAGCAGAACCGGAGGAAGGCGACGAGCAGGAUCUCCGUAACAGAGAGUUGCUCGAUGACCCCAUCAUCGACGAUGAUGAAGAAGAAGAAGACGAGCCGCCGGCAGAGCCCAUGGAUGAGGACGAUGUAUUGGGCGACUGA
Messenger RNA from Neoarthrinium moseri, 3504 nucleotides. RefSeq lists its product as uncharacterized. The transcript has 3 exons. The record is from RefSeq and is a predicted model, not a curated record. Gene Ontology annotation, cellular component: chromatin; cohesin complex; nucleus. Bases 1 to 3504 code for a protein of 1167 amino acids. Gene Ontology annotation, molecular function: chromatin binding. NCBI's taxonomy places the organism in Eukaryota, Fungi, Ascomycota, Sordariomycetes, Amphisphaeriales, Apiosporaceae. Gene Ontology annotation, biological process: sister chromatid cohesion.